This is a messenger RNA of Amphibalanus amphitrite, 1661 nucleotides long. Its product is annotated as alkaline ceramidase 3-like. The transcript is spliced from 8 exons. The coding region runs from base 356 to 1222 and encodes 288 amino acids. Gene Ontology annotation, biological process: ceramide metabolic process. The record is from RefSeq and is a predicted model, not a curated record. Lineage: Eukaryota; Metazoa; Arthropoda; Thecostraca; Balanomorpha; Balanidae. Gene Ontology annotation, cellular component: endoplasmic reticulum membrane.
CGCAGCUCGGUGGGCGGUUCGGGCGGUUGUAAUGGAGCCCGCGGGCUGGGCGGCCGGCAGUGCGCAGAAGGUGACAGAGGGGGUACGGCCGUCGGCUCGGCGGCACCGGUGGCACGCGACCGCGGCGGUCGGACACGCGUUACAGGUGGCCCAGUGGUGCUGCACAGGUGGUGCUCGUGGUAACGCCGGAGUAUCUGAGCGAGCCAGGCCAGACCUCAACCAGCAAUAGUGUCCCGAGGUCUGUUCGCUCUCGACUGACACUGGUUGAUCUCUAAAUCUCGAGGCCGGCAUCUCGCCGGCAAAAACAGCGGACGUCGCGAGACCGAGGUGCGGCGGCUCUGAGGGCGGCAUCAGCAUGGCUCCGGCCGUGGAGGGGUUCUGGGGCAGCCCGACCUCCACCCUCGACUGGUGCGAGGCCAACUAUGCCGUCAGCGACUACAUCGCCGAGUUCUGGAACACCAUCAGCAACCUGGCCAUGAUCCUGCCGCCCAUCUACGGCAUCUACGAGGUGUUGAGGCAGAAGUUCGAGCUUCGCUUCGCUAUCUGCUUUGUUCUUCUACUAGUGGUGGGACUCGGCUCCUGGGCGUUCCACAUGACCCUGCUGUACGAGAUGCAGCUAUCUGAUGAGCUGCCCAUGGUGUUCUGUAGCUGCUUCCUACUCUACUGCCUGGCCGGCAUCCACGGGAUCCAGCAGAACCAGCACAUCAACUGGCUGUCGGUGGGCUUUUUCGUGUACUCGGCGCUGUUCUCGCUGUCGUACCUGUACUACCCGAACCCGCUGUUUCACCAGGUGAACUAUGGCGUAGCGUCUGUGGCCAUCACUCUGCUCGACAUCAAGUUGCUGCGAACACAGAAGGACCGCACUGUGCGUCACCUGUUCUAUCUGGGUGUGAUGCUGUACGCGCUGGCGUUCGCACUGUGGAACCUCGACAAUCACGGCUGCCAAUCACUAGUGCGUCUCCGCUCGACGCUGCCGCCGGUGCUGCGUCCCUUCACCCAGCUCCACGCGUGGUGGCACAUCUUCGCCGGCUACGCCACUUAUAUCCACAUAUUGUACUGCGUCAAGGCGAGGUACAACAUACUUCAGGAGAAAAGUCACAUCACUCUGGGCGCGAUGGGCUUCACGGUCCGACGACUGCCCACUCACGAGACGAAUGGACACACCAAUGGACAUAUCAAUGGCCGUACCGACAACUGCAACAACCACAAGCACCUGGACUGACGGGCUACCGCAGCACUGCCUCUCGGCAGAGCCGUGAACCUGAGCUUCGCGGCUGACUAGUCGCGCGCGGCGCUGGCGGUCGAGCGAACCCCGUCGCCGGCGUGGUGAAUGCUCGGCUUGAGUUGUUGCCUUCUCUGCCACUGGGUGUUCACGUGGCCUGUCGAUAUCUAGGCGGGUCUCCGUCCCAGGGGUGUCAUGUGCGAGCUGCACACUCUACUGCCAUCCCGUCAUGAGACACCUCACCCUUCGCCUUCCCACACACACCCCAAGUGCCUCGGCGUUUUGUUUUAUUACUUGAUGCCCUGGUGCGUUUUAUUGGGUGGCCCCAUGUUAUGCGCACAGAGGGCAGCUGAUGUAUAUUUUUGUUGACGUCUAUAAUGUUUGAUCCGACGUUGAAAAAAGUUGCUUUGUGGAGAAGCAUAUACAUUUAGACAUUGUU